GUCUUUUAUAAAGCUGUAAGCAGCUCUGCGAUCAGAACUGAGAUCAGGGACCAUCCAGACGGAGGAGGCAGAUAGAGCCGGGAAUUGUUUGUUACCGUUUUAAUCCUAUUAAUUAAAACGUUAACCUGAUUGGGUAGAAAGCUCUGUCCCAAUAGGCGAAUCUUCUUCAUAAUAAUAACCUGCUUUGAGAUAAUGCUGUAAAAGACUCCCCCGUCUGUUGCCGCGGCUGUUGCGAAAUCUAGUGAAGGUGAAUCGAAGCAGGAUAAGCGACAGAGCAGGGCUCUAGAGUGAAAGCUGCCACACAAACAUUACUUGACAAGCAGAGAUCAGGCAUCAAGAUCAAGUUAUAAAAUAGAAACUUACAAAACCUUUCAGAUACAUUUACAAAACUGUGGAAGGCGAGCUGAUAGAAAAAGGACUAUGGAGAGGAGUAUGAACAUUAACGGAGCAGAAGGGGACAUCUUCCACAAAACUGUAAGCGCCGUCUCAGGCAAAAAGAUGGACUCUUUCAGAUCACCCGUCGGUAUCGAUCUGCAGUCCAGGGAUCGCCAAUCACCGAACAACUGUUUCGAUCAGUCUGACUCUGACCCAAUACAGCACGGGGGAUUAGGCGGAGGUAAAGGAGGCUUGCUCAGUCUUCAUACUGGAUCUUUGUGUGUCAACUACGGGGAAAGUGGCAAUAGGACUCCGGCAGCUGAAAGCAGCGGUGGGGAGCAAAGCCUAGACGAUGACAGCGACGAUCGGUGUGAUAUGGUACUAAUGAGUGAUCAGAUGACAUCGGUGUCAAGAAGCAAAGCUGGAGGUUCCGGCAAGAAACACAAAGAGCAGAAGGUACUACGACUGAAUAUUAACGCUCGAGAGAGAAGAAGGAUGCACGACUUAAACGAUGCUUUGGACGAACUAAGAUCAGUGAUCCCUUACGCUCACAGCCCCUCUGUGAGAAAACUCUCUAAAAUCGCUACUUUGCUACUCGCCAAAAACUACAUCCUCAUGCAGGCACAGGCUCUGGAAGAAAUGCGAAGGCUGGUGGCUUACCUCAACCAAGGCCAAGCUAUCUCUGCAGCCUCCCUGCCAGCCACGACUGCCCUUAACCCGGGCUUGGGUGCCUACGAACAGCCGGCAGGGUACCCCUUCCCUGCCGGACUGGCAGCCGCGUCAUGUCCAGACAAAUGUGCCAUAUUCAACAACGUCACCUCCAGCCUCUGCAAACAGUGCACUGAUAAGCCUUAAGUGCAACGAAAUGAAAAUAAAAAAAACAGAAAAA
This is a messenger RNA of Polyodon spathula (Mississippi paddlefish), 1264 nucleotides long. Its product is annotated as class E basic helix-loop-helix protein 22-like. The record is from RefSeq and is a predicted model, not a curated record. NCBI's taxonomy places the organism in Eukaryota, Metazoa, Chordata, Actinopteri, Acipenseriformes, Polyodontidae. The coding region runs from base 421 to 1230 and encodes 269 amino acids. The transcript has a single exon. Gene Ontology annotation, molecular function: protein dimerization activity.